Trichomonas vaginalis G3 is the source of this 225-nucleotide messenger RNA. Its product is annotated as phage tail repeat-like family. NCBI's taxonomy places the organism in Eukaryota, Parabasalia, Trichomonadida, Trichomonadidae. The record is from RefSeq and is a predicted model, not a curated record. The transcript has a single exon. Bases 1 to 225 code for a protein of 74 amino acids.
AUGGCAUAUGAUAUUUAUGAAGAUGUUGACGACACAACUGUUCCUGCAAGUGAAGUAAAGUCAGAGAAACCGAAAAGUGACGAAAAACCGAUAGAAGAAGAAAAACCAAAAACUGAAGAUAAACCAAAACCAAAGUUUAGUUUCCAAACUAAACCAAGUCAACCUUCAUUAGCUGGUAUGGGUUGGCGUCAAAGACUUAUGGCAGCAGGCGGUUAUGUAAAAUAA